Messenger RNA from Hordeum vulgare subsp. vulgare (domesticated barley), 1639 nucleotides. Its product is annotated as myb-related protein P-like. The record is from RefSeq and is a predicted model, not a curated record. Bases 312 to 1334 code for a protein of 340 amino acids. The transcript has 3 exons. NCBI's taxonomy places the organism in Eukaryota, Viridiplantae, Streptophyta, Magnoliopsida, Poales, Poaceae.
AACACCGUCUCCCCGGCCCGGGCCGACGCCUCGCGGUGCUAUAUUAUGGCGCCUUGCCUUGCCGCCUGCGUGGCCGAAGCUAGCUCGAUCACCUCCCUAGCUAUAGAUCAGGGCCGCCAAAGGAAGAUCAUCGCCCAUCCCCUUGAUCUCUCACACUAACUCCUUUUGGACGCGAGCGCGGAUCGACUACACGUCUACACCCACCGCGCUCGACCUGCUAUAGUAUCUAGCUAGCUAGCCUCGGCCGGCGACAACGGGCGGUUUGCUCGUGUGUUGGGAGAUAUAUAGGGAGGCUCGUCGUAUACAAGGGGAUGGGGAGGGCGCCGUGCUGCGAGAAGGUGGGGCUGAAGCGGGGAAGGUGGACGGCGGAGGAGGACGACAUACUCGCAAACUACAUUGCCCAGCACGGCGAGGGCUCAUGGAGGUCUCUACCCAAGAAUGCAGGGCUACUGAGGUGUGGCAAGAGCUGCAGGCUGCGGUGGAUCAACUACCUGAGAGACGGGGUGAGGAGGGGCAACAUCUCCAAGGAGGAGGACGACCUCAUCGUCAAACUUCAUGCCACCCUUGGCAACAGGUGGUCCCUGAUCGCCAGCCACCUACCAGGACGAACGGACAACGAAAUCAAGAACUACUGGAACUCCCAUCUCAGCCGGCAGAUCCACACCUUCCGGCGGAUAUACACCACCGUCAGGGACACCACCAUAACCGUCGACAUCCACAAGCUUUCCGCCGCCGGGAAGCGGCGCGGCGGCCGGACCCCAGGCCAGUCGCCAAAGAGCAGUACAAAGAAGAAGCAGCCGGUGCCUGAGCCCGUCACCAACGCAAAGGGCACCUCGUCAACAGCGUCAAGCCCGCCUCAGAGCGACGAGGCUAGAAGCGCGGUGGUCGACCCGGACCAGAACCAGCCCAACAACAGCAUUAGCGUCAGCAACACCUCUGAUGGGCCCUGCAGCGAGGACGGGACGUGGCCCAUGGUCAUGGACCCUGUGGUAGAUCAGACGGAUGCCCUGGAGGCCAACUGCACGGUAGAUCAGCACCAGAUGGGGCUCUGGGAAGUGAGCAAUCCCAUGGAUCAGAUUGGGAUUUUGGAGGACGAGAGCGAGGUGCAGGCACUGCUGUCCAGCAGCGUUACGGCAGAGAGUGGCAUAGAUCCCGGAGGCCUGUCUCAAGUGGACGAUCUCUUGGACAUGGACUGGGAGGGGUUUGCAUCCAAUCUAUGGGACCAGCCGGCGCAGAAUGGCCUGCUCCAGCCCGCUGAGCCGCAGGUGGCGACCGGCUCCGAGUCGGACGAGCUAGAGUCGUUCGUCAGUUGGCUCCUCUCCGACGCGUGCUGACAAGAUCCUAGAACGGCGACGGUGAGCAGCCACAGCCCAUAGCAAAGCAGGUGUCUUUUUUCUUUAUGGAAAACAAUAGCAAAGCAGGUGUCGCGCGUGUGUGUGCAAGUUUUGGUAGCGUUUGCUAGCUUUCUUGUAAAUAUGUGUUGGUCUUGUGCGUGUACUUUUCCUAUUUCGUAUUGUAGAGUUGAUGGUAGAGUCGCAUAUGGCGUGUGAGCGUAGUGGGGAUCGGUAGGUUUGCUGUGCAAUGCAUUUUAUGCAUGUACUUUGCUGUGGAAGCUCGCACGAUUGCACCAGCAGUGAAA